Messenger RNA from Gavia stellata (red-throated loon), 1375 nucleotides. RefSeq names its product thyroid hormone receptor alpha (gene THRA). NCBI's taxonomy places the organism in Eukaryota, Metazoa, Chordata, Aves, Gaviiformes, Gaviidae. Gene Ontology annotation, biological process: retinoic acid receptor signaling pathway; negative regulation of transcription by RNA polymerase II; positive regulation of transcription by RNA polymerase II. The record is from RefSeq and is a predicted model, not a curated record. Bases 88 to 1353 code for a protein of 421 amino acids. Gene Ontology annotation, molecular function: RNA polymerase II cis-regulatory region sequence-specific DNA binding; nuclear receptor activity; zinc ion binding. The transcript has 8 exons.
GCCCCCCGCCGUGGCCCCCCCGCGCGUGGCACCGGUGGCGGAGCCCACUCGGUCGGUGCUGAGCACUCCUUGAUGGAAUUGCGGUGAAUGGAACAGAAGCCCAGCACCCUGGACCCGCUGUCGGAGCCAGAGGACACCCGGUGGCUGGAUGGCAAGCGCAAAAGAAAGAGCAGCCAAUGUUUGGUGAAGAGCAGCAUGUCAGGUACGGACCCCCCCGGGCACCCCCUCGGGCACCCCCCCGGGUACAUCCCUAGUUACCUGGACAAAGAUGAACAGUGCGUGGUGUGCGGGGACAAAGCCACCGGCUACCACUACCGCUGCAUCACCUGCGAGGGCUGCAAGGGCUUUUUCCGUCGGACCAUCCAGAAGAACCUGCACCCCACCUACUCCUGCAAGUACGAUGGCUGCUGCGUCAUCGACAAGAUCACCCGCAACCAGUGCCAGCUCUGCCGCUUCAAGAAGUGCAUCUCCGUGGGCAUGGCCAUGGACCUGGUGCUGGACGACUCGAAGCGGGUAGCGAAGCGGAAGCUGAUCGAGGAGAACCGGGAGCGGCGGCGGAAGGAGGAGAUGAUCAAGUCGCUGCAGCAUCGCCCCAACCCCAGCGCGGAGGAGUGGGAGCUGAUCCACGUGGUGACGGAGGCCCACCGCAGCACCAACGCCCAGGGCAGCCACUGGAAGCAGAAGCGGAAAUUCCUGCCCGAGGACAUUGGCCAGUCGCCCAUGGCCUCCAUGCCCGACGGGGACAAAGUCGACCUGGAGGCGUUCAGCGAGUUUACAAAAAUCAUCACCCCGGCCAUCACCCGCGUGGUCGACUUUGCCAAAAAACUGCCCAUGUUUUCGGAGCUGCCUUGCGAAGACCAGAUCAUCCUGCUGAAGGGCUGCUGCAUGGAGAUCAUGUCGCUGCGGGCGGCCGUGCGCUACGACCCCGAGAGCGAGACGCUGACGCUCAGCGGGGAGAUGGCCGUCAAGCGGGAGCAGCUCAAGAACGGCGGCCUCGGCGUCGUCUCCGACGCCAUCUUCGACCUGGGCAAGUCCCUCUCUGCCUUCAACCUGGACGACACCGAGGUGGCCCUGCUCCAGGCCGUGCUGCUCAUGUCCUCAGACCGGACGGGGCUGAUCUGCGUGGAGAAGAUCGAGAAGUGCCAGGAGACGUACCUGCUGGCCUUCGAGCACUACAUCAACUACCGCAAACACAACAUUCCCCACUUCUGGCCCAAGCUGCUGAUGAAGGUGACGGAUCUGCGGAUGAUCGGCGCCUGCCACGCCAGCCGCUUCCUGCACAUGAAGGUGGAGUGUCCCACCGAGCUCUUCCCCCCCCUCUUCCUCGAGGUCUUCGAGGACCAGGAGGUGUAGGGCUGCCACCCCCUCGUGCCCC